Salpingoeca rosetta is the source of this 3400-nucleotide messenger RNA. RefSeq lists its product as uncharacterized. Lineage: Eukaryota; Choanoflagellata; Craspedida; Salpingoecidae. Bases 178 to 2736 code for a protein of 852 amino acids. The transcript has 4 exons. The record is from RefSeq and is a predicted model, not a curated record.
GGGUGCUUGAGUCAACCCAGACCACAUACACACACACGCACGCACGCAUAGAGCGCUCUCCUUCCUCGCAACACAAGUAUUCUCCACGCAUAGCACGAGCGAGCACCCUCUCGCCUGCUCUGCAUCUCUCCACGGCUUGCGUCACCAACACGCGCAUUCUUCGCGGCACUUCCCCCCAUGAUUGGCUUGUGGCGCUCCCGUUCCCCCUCCCCCUCCUCUUCAUCAUCGUCCACUACCACUACUACUACUACUACUACUACCCAUCCCGACGCUGCCUGCGCACGUCCCCGAACUCACGAAACGCAGGACCACGCAACGACAACCACUUCUGCCGCACCGCUUCCAGCAGCCACACCUUCAUCAGCACUCGCUGCGCCUCCAAAGCCCACCACCACCAAACCCAUCUUCCCUUUUCUCCUUGACAGUGACCCCCUUCUCCACUUUGACAUUGACACCAACACCAACAGCAGCACCGCCAGCAGCAACAGCAGCGCUGAGACAGACCUGCUGCUGGUUGACGGGUUUGGCCUGAACCUUGAGCAUCAUCAGCAGUGGAUGCCCAGCGAUAUCGACCAACAAGACGUUCUGUAUCCAUCCACGCCUUCAACAACAGCCACCAGCUCCGCCUGCAGCAGAGACAAGAGCCUGAAACCCGCAGCGUUGUGCUGCGAUUGGGACAUUCUCGCAACCACCGACGCGCUCCUUGAGGAGCCGACCGCAGCAACAGCACACACCAACACCCUGAAUUUUACCACCGAACACGACCUUCCCAUGGACAACAACAACAGCAGCAGCCACUCGCACCCGGUCACAACAAGCAGCCUUGCGUUCCCAACCUCCACAACCACGAGUGCCCACUUCUUGCUGGGGCUUGGCGAGCAGCACCUGGCCCACGACGCAUUGGAGGUGCCCGCGAGCGCAACUCACGCCAACAUCGCCAAUGUUGACGACCUGACCCUGCACCAGCACUAUCACUAUGGUGAACCAGGCCACGACAGCGACACCCACCCACACCACCCACGCCAACACCACUAUCGACAGCAUGACCCCCUACCUGCGCCAGAACACCUACCACACCAUCAUGAGCAACAACAGCCAAGUAUGGCACCAAGGGCGCGCGAAACCACGCUGUCGCUGGAGGAAAUUGCGCAGAGCAUGGGCUUGUCCAUGGACAUUUUCCCCACAGAGCACACGCAGCAGCAGCACCAGAGCCAGAUGGCAGCCGGUGGCCGUCACCCUGCCAGCAGCAGCACCAGCUACCAUGGCCAACGCCACUCGGCUCCCGCAGCCGGCACGGUUCAGUCAACAGACUUGUUCUCUGCUGAGCACGGCGCCCACCUUCACAGCGAUGCAUACGGGCAGCGCCGCCACCAGCAGCACCAGCAGCACCAGCACCUUCUCCAACACAGCCACCAAUCCCAACCCAAGCCGUACUCUCCCCACCACUCGCAGCAAGAUCCAACGCCACACCACAGCAGCAUCAAGGCCGAGCCAAGCGACCUGGACACGCACAGCAACCACUUGUCAGCGUCUUCCACGCCCCGCCUCCUGCCACUGCCUCUGGCCGGCAGCGAUCCCCUCUCUCCAGCGGCAUCAUCGCAUGUGCCGUCUGGAACGUCUCCUAUUCUCCUCAGCCCCGCGCACCAAGUCACGGUCCCCAUCUCCGAUGAGGAACUGCGCGCAAGUAGCAGCAGCGCCAGCAGGAGUAGCUUGAAGAAGAAACAGCAACGAAAGCGUGCAGUCAGCACGAGCGCCAAGCCCCGUCGCGUGUCCCUGUCCUCCCCAGCCUCGUCAUCUUUGGCACAGGCCACUUCAAUCGCACAGGCAAAACCAACCACCGGCAACACCGGUAGCAGCAGUAGCAGCAGCAGCAGCAGCAGCAAGGGCCGCCGCCGUCGUCUCAGCAAGGAUGAAGUUGUGGCCAAGCGCCGCACACGCAACCGCCUGAAGAGCGUACGCUAUCGUCAGCGCAAGCGCCAACGCCUGGAGGACUUGAAAAACAAGAGCACCAUCCUUCACGAAGCCUGCAAGCAAGCGUUCACCGCUCUUCUUGAGCGGCUGGGUCGCAUGCAGCAGGUUGAGCGUGCCACCCAGGACUUUGUGGCGGCAAACGAGCGCCUGUACCUGCAGGCAUUUCCCUCGCCGUACCGGCGCCGUCCCGUCACCACGCCGCUCGACAACAUCGACCCCCGCACCCUCAGCAAGGACGAGCGUGAAAAGCUCAUCAAGGAACGCAACAGGCUGUCAUCCAAGGGCUACCGUGAGGAGAAGAAGCGCGAAAUCCAAGCUUGGGAGACGUUUUACGCCACAAUGGUGCAGCGGACGGAGGUGCUCAACACGGUCCUGGCCCGCUAUGGCAUGGCCGAGAUUUCGGGCGAGGCGCUGGAAGAACCCACCGGAGGCGAAGGACAAGGGUCAUCUGAUGAGCAGGACAGCAACACAAACAGCCCCCACACGUUGAGCAGCAGCGUCGGCGCCCAGGAGAGCUUGCCUCGCAGCACGAGCCUGCCGCAAUCACCAACGGGUGCAUUUCCUCACAUGGGUGCCCCUGGCCCCCACUCGGUCGUCACCUCCCCUUCCCUUCGCCGUGCAACAGAGGCUGUUUCUCUGGGAGGCGGGACCACCACUGCGUUCCCGUUUGCGCCACUGGACCUUGCAUUCGACUCCAGUCACGCGCAUCAUCACAUGGCUCACCAUUCACAGUCGCCGCCGCAUCCGCCGUCGUCCUCGUCGUAGCAGCAUGCAGCGAAUCCCCUUCCCCCUUCACCUCUCUUUCUUUUUUUUCUUUUUUUUUUUUGCCUGUAUCUGCUUCUCUGUCUUGCACCGCGUCAAACGCACGCUGCAAAAAGGUCUCUGCUGGAUUGAUUGACCAUGCAGCUAGCUGCCUUCGUCUCCUUGUUGUCGCUGAAGCCUUAGGUUUUUAGAGUUCACAGUCGCCCCCCCCCCUCCUUGUCGUAGCUACAACUCUCCACACAUUCUCUCUGGCCGGCCCUGUGAACCUUGGCCUCCUCGUUUUCACCCCUUUCGUCGCUUCUAGCUUCACUUUUUUCCUUGCUUUGUUCUGGCUCGUUCGAUCUUCCUCUUGUUUAACUGCCCGAUAGCCCCUACUCACACCCGCUUUCCGUUGGUUGCGGCUGCACUCUCACUGGUGCGCUCGCUGCGAAGUUCGUUCUCUGCCUCUCAUAUUUGGCAUCGCCAGCAAAUCAGACCUGUGGCGCGAGUGUUCGUUGCCUGGUCCAGUGCCCUCACUGCCCUGAUUGCCUUGUUACCUUCUUCGCAUUUAGGCAUUGUUCGUUCCGCCUACAGCCCUGCCACACACCCCAAGAGAAAGACACCUGCAGUUGCCACCAUGUGCUGCCGUCUACAUGCUGCGUUCUUAGUUCUUCUUCCUACAUCUGCG